This is a messenger RNA of Colletotrichum orchidophilum, 960 nucleotides long. RefSeq names its product glyoxalase. The record is from RefSeq and is a predicted model, not a curated record. Gene Ontology annotation, biological process: L-methylmalonyl-CoA metabolic process. The coding region runs from base 1 to 960 and encodes 319 amino acids. The transcript is spliced from 5 exons. NCBI's taxonomy places the organism in Eukaryota, Fungi, Ascomycota, Sordariomycetes, Glomerellales, Glomerellaceae. Gene Ontology annotation, cellular component: mitochondrion. Gene Ontology annotation, molecular function: methylmalonyl-CoA epimerase activity.
AUGCCCGAAAGAAAGAUUCAGCUCGUCCGCCUGGCGCACGUCUUCUACAAGCACAAGAACAUUGAAGAAGCUCACAAGUUCUACGACGACUUUGGCUUCUACGAAAUCGAGCGCAGGGGUAACAAAACGUUCUAUCGCGGCUACGGCACCGAGCCGUUUGUGUUAUGUGCAGAGGAGGCAGCGGAGGACGAGUUCGGAGGUCCGGCGUUCGUUGUGGAGUCGUUGGAGGACCUCGAGUACGCGUCAAAGACAUUGCCAAGUGCGACAGAAAUCUACGACCUCAAGGAUGUACCAGGCGGCGGCAAAUGUGUGACGUUCAAAGACCCCGUCGAUGGCUGGCCGCUGCAUCUCUUGUACAAUCAGACGCCGGUUGAGAAGAGGGACCCAGGGUUUCCUAACCUCAAGUUCAACUUUCCGGAAGAGAAGCAUCGCGACGUGAACAAGAAGCAGCGCUUGACCAAGCGCCCGGCGCCGGUUCACAAGUUGGGCCACUUUGGCGUGUGUCUCACGAACUUUGACAAGGCGUACGAGUUCUAUACCAGCAACUUCAACCUGUACCCCAGCGAGCUCGUCCACGCUCCCGACAACAAAGACAAGGGCGUGACCGUCUUUUUCCGCCUGGCACGUGGCAAAGAAUUCGUCGACCACCACUGCUUCUUUUUCCUUGAAGGCCCCAAGUUCCACGUCCAUCACUCCUCGUUCGAGACGCAUGACUUUGAUACUCAGGUGUUGGGCCAUGACUGGCUGAGAGAACAGGGCCACAAGCUUUGUUGGGGCGUAGGCCGUCAUAUUAUGGGAAGUCAGAUCUUUGACUAUUGGUUCGAUCCUUCGGGCUUCAUUAUGGAGCACUACGUUGACGGCGACCUGCUCGAUGACACGGAGGAGACGCACCGUCUGCCCGCGGCGCCGGGUAACCUGCACAUCUGGGGUCCCGAGGUUCCUUCGAGCUUCCUGCAGUGA